AUGAGAGAAUGGUCAUUAGCGAGGUCGGAAUUCUACUCUUCUCUUUCAUCAACGUUGGCGAAGAGUGCAGCGAAAGGUCAUAUCGGAGGCAACGUCCCGAUCGGCAACACUGCGGGAACACGCAUUCGGAACACAGUAUGGGCUCAACAAUUUCAAAAAUCAAAAUGCCUCUAUUUACAAGGUUAG
This is a messenger RNA of Chondrus crispus (carragheen), 186 nucleotides long. RefSeq lists its product as hypothetical. The transcript has a single exon. The record is from RefSeq and is a predicted model, not a curated record. The coding region runs from base 1 to 186 and encodes 61 amino acids. Lineage: Eukaryota; Rhodophyta; Florideophyceae; Gigartinales; Gigartinaceae.